Molecule: messenger RNA, 2519 nt
Organism: Amborella trichopoda
Lineage: Eukaryota; Viridiplantae; Streptophyta; Magnoliopsida; Amborellales; Amborellaceae
Product: putative leucine-rich repeat receptor-like protein kinase At1g68400
Biological process (GO): protein phosphorylation
Molecular function (GO): protein kinase activity; ATP binding; protein binding
Source: RefSeq, a predicted model, not a curated record
ACUCACUCUUACUUUCUGCCCGUUACUUUCACGCGCACACAGUAAUGGAGCUCCCCUUCCUCUAUCUCCUCCUUCUCCUGCUCUUCUCUUCCUGCAACUGCGACCCCAACCCCAACCCCGAUUUCGCCCCUCUCCAAGCCUUCAAAUCUUCAGUAGACGCCUUCAAUUAUCUCUCUUCAUGGGAUUCAGCAGACCCAUGUUCAGGAAAAUGGCUUGGAGUCAACUGUCUAAGAGGUCGAGUGACCCGCCUUGUUCUUCAACGACUCAAUCUCACAGGCGAAAUCCACGCCAUUGCUGGUCUCAGUGAGCUCAGAGUCCUCAGCCUCAAAUACAACUUUCUGAGCUCAACUCUUCCCUCUCUCUCUCAUUGGAAGAACAUGAAACAGCUCUUUCUCUCUCAUAAUCACCUCUCUGGUGAGAUCCCUGAUGGAAUCUCAGAGCUAAGGAGGUUAUGGAGACUCGACCUCGCGCACAAUGCCUUUAGUGGACACUUGCCUGUGGGCCUUGGCCGGUUGCCUCGUCUCUUGACCCUGAGGCUCGAAAGCAACUCAUUUGCAGGCACCAUUCUCUCUCUAAAUCUCUCUACACUCGAGGAUUUCAAUAUCUCUGGCAAUAACUUUGUUGGGGUUAUACCUCAGAGCUUAUCCCUCUUCCCCCCAUCUUCAUUUUCAGGAAAUUUAGACCUCUGUGGAACCCCAUUGCUCUCCAAAUGCUCAAACUCCACUGUAAAUAGUAUACCGAACCACCCUGUUUCUGAAGACCCAAAGGCCAUCAUGGGGGGUUUGGCAGAAAAGGGGGAUAGAAUUAGCAGCACAGCUGUUAUAGCCAUUGUUGCAGUGGAUUCAAUAGUUUUGUUUCUGCUCGGUGGGGCGUUUAUCUAUUGUUAUUGGUCUAGAAUGGGUGUUGGUGCUGAGAAAAGGGAGAAAAAGGGGGGAUUAGUAGAGAGGAUGGUCUAUUCUUCGAGCUUUCAUGGCAGCCGAAGGGGGGAAGAGAGAGGAAAUCUGGUUUUUUUCGAGGGCUGUAAAGCUUUCGAGCUUGAUGAGCUAUUGAGGGCUUCGGCUGAAAUGUUGGGUAAGGGGAUGUUCGGGGCCGCGUAUAAGGCUGCAAUGGAGAACGGGGUUCAAGUGGUGGUGAAGAGAUUGAAGGAGAGGAAGAAAGAUGGGGAAGAGGUUUUACAGGUGUUGGGGAGGCUGAGGAACAAGAAUGUGGUCAGUUUGAGGGCUUGUUAUUACUCCAAGGAUGAGACCCUGCUAGUCUAUGAUUUCCUGCCUUAUGGGAGCCUUCACUCCUUUCUACAUGGGAACAGGGGACCGGGUAGGACACCAGUGAGGUGGAAAAGCAGGCUCAGAAUCGCCCUGGAUGCAGCUAGGGGCCUUGCAUUCCUCCACCAGACCUGCAGGCAGCCCCUAAACCUAUCCCAUGGCAACCUCACCUCCUCCAACAUCCUCCUAUCCCAUCCUUCCGCCUCUGCCUGCAUAUCUGACUUUGCCCUCCACCACCUCGUCCCACACACGACUCCUUCUAUACGCCAAUCCCCCCAAAAGAAGCCCAGCCAAAAGUUGGAUGUCUAUGGCUUUGGCAUCGUCCUCCUUGAGAUCCUCACAGGGAGACCUUCCGAAGAGAGUGGUGUAUCAUUGGUGGAGUGGGUACAGUGCGUCGUCAAAGAGGAGUGGACCUCAGAGGUGUUUGAUUUGGAGCUCAUGAAAGACAGGCAAUGUGAAGAAGAGAUGGUGAGUUUGUUACAGGUUGCAUUGCUCUGUUUAUCUGAAUCAACAAGCCAGAGGCCCAACAUGAGCAAGGUGGUUCAGUUGAUUCAAGAGAUUUGUGGUGGUCGGAUUGGUAAUGAGGACUCCUCCACUACUCCAGCUUACGAUGAUUCUGAUUCUUCAUCUCCUCUUUCUAAGGAUACUACAUAAUCUUGGGGAGAUGCCGUUGAUUGCAGCUGGCUCCAAUCACUCAGUGUGACUCCACUCUUCCUGCUGCCACCUACUGUACAAUUUCUAUAAAGCAGGCGAUGGCUAAGGAGUCCAAAGCUGUAGGAGGAUCGAGCAAUGAAAUAGUGAUGACUACGUCAUCCACCAUGCACCCUAGGCUAUUUUUGUUCCCCUGGAGUGAGAGGAAGACUCACUCAGAUCAUUGUGUUUGGAGAUAGCUAAACUCUAUAUUCCCCGCUGUUUUUGAGGAAGAGAUGGAUUACAUAUUCAAGUGAUGCCUUAGCAGUUUCCACCAUGGCCGCCAACCUAGAAGCCAAAUGUGUCAAGGCACACACCUUUCACCUUUUACAAGUUGCAAGUUGAUGGAACCAAUUUCUCUACUGCUUUUGUUAAAUGUUAUUAGUUUAAGAUCUGAAUCAAGACGAUGGAGUGUUCAGAUACCUCCUACACGGAACUGGGUAUACACGUAGAACAGGGGUGAGGGCAAGCAUUGGACCACAACUCUAGAAAUACUGCAGGGCACUCGGCAGAGUCUUUCUUCUCAAUCUUCUCCUUUCAUGAAGAAGAUACAAGCUGCACUGUGUA